Penaeus vannamei (Pacific white shrimp) is the source of this 486-nucleotide messenger RNA. The record is from RefSeq and is a predicted model, not a curated record. NCBI's taxonomy places the organism in Eukaryota, Metazoa, Arthropoda, Malacostraca, Decapoda, Penaeidae.
AUGGCCACAUCAAUUUGCGCAGAACGGCUCAGCGAUUCCCUCGGUGGAUAUAAAAGCUUGAAGUUCCUUCAGCCUGAAGCAGAGUCUGGCCUGACUUCAUACCGAAAAGCUUUGCACAAUGGUACGUAUACUGCAUGGAGUGAAUGCGUGUGCUUGCUUCAGCACAAAUAUUCUCUCGCACUUGUGUUGGUGGCUGCCAUGGUGACAUGUGUCCUGGCGGGAGGAAGAAGCUAUGGUGGAUAUGGAGGCGGUUAUGGAGGCGGCCGUGGAGGCGGUUAUGGUGGCGGGUACGGAGGCUAUGGAGGUGGUUAUGGAGGCGGUCGCGGAGGUGGCUACGGAGGCUAUGGAGGCGGCUACGGAGGUGGCAGCGGAGGUUAUGGUGGUGGUUAUGGCGGCGGUCGCGGAGGUGGUUACGGAGGCUAUGGCGGCGGUCGCGGAGGAGGCUAUGGUGGCGGCUAUGGCGGUGGCUAUGGAUACGGGAAAUGA